AUGCCGCCAGGGACCUCUCCAGCGGAGGCGGAGGCCGAGGCAUGGACGUGGGAGAACGCAGCGGCUGGAGCUGCCGCCGGGUUCGCCACGGUCGCGGCCCUCCAUCCGCUCGACGUCGUCCGCACCCGCUUCCAAGUGAGCGGCGGGAGGGGGUGGUCUGAGGUGCCUCCGUACAGGAACACCGCGCACGCUGUGUACACCAUCACACGAUCUGAGGGCCUGAGAGGACUUUAUGCAGGAUUUUAUCCUGCAGUUCUUGGAUCAACUGUUUCCUGGGGCUUAUAUUUCUUUUUUUAUAACAGGGCUAAACAAAGGUACUUACAGAGGAAGGAUGACCAGCUUCAUCCAGUUCAUCAUCUCAUCUCAGCUGCAGAAGCAGGUGCUUUGGUUUCCAUGUUUACAAAUCCCAUAUGGCUGGUGAAAACAAGAUUGCAACUGCAAACACCUAAACACCAUACUUCUCAGUAUUCUGGGUUUUCUGAUGCUUUGAGAACUAUUCUAAGAGAGGAGGGAUUUCUUGCACUUUAUAGAGGAAUUGGACCUGGGCUUUUGCUGGUCACCCAUGGUGCAAUACAGUUCACAGCCUAUGAGGAACUUCGCAAAGCUAUGAUAUUCUUCAAAAGUACACAAUCAAGGACAGACAACAGAGGAGGCGAGGAGUCAUUGCUGAAUUCCAUCGAUUUUGCGGUACUUGGGGCUGGUUCAAAAGUAGCUGCUAUUCUACUUACUUAUCCUUACCAGGUCAUCCGAGCCCGCUUGCAGCAACGGCCUGGCACUGAUGGUACUCCAAAGUACUCAAAUAGCUGGCAUGUAGUGAAGGAAACUGCAAGGUAUGAAGGCGUCCGUGGAUUUUAUAGGGGCAUCACGUCCAAUCUACUGAAAAACCUUCCAGCUGCUUCCCUCACGUUUGUGGUGUAUGAAAAUGUUAUCAAACUAUUCAAAGCAACCAAGGAGAAGACAUAG
This is a messenger RNA of Miscanthus lutarioriparius, 963 nucleotides long. NCBI's taxonomy places the organism in Eukaryota, Viridiplantae, Streptophyta, Magnoliopsida, Poales, Poaceae. The record is from the annotation of a GenBank genome assembly.